GAGCGCGCGGGAAUCCCGCGGGGGGAGGCGGAAAUGAUCGGCUACUUUACCUGUUUGGUGAUUUUAAACACCUGAGGUCGGAGCUGGUUCCUGCUGCUGCGCGCGCAGGUGUGUGUGUGAGUGUGUGUGUUUGAACCGGCCAUGUCGGGAACAGCGUCUGACUGACCGCCAGAGCCCGACCUCCGUCCUUCUCGCCUGGACCGAACCAAACCGAACCGAACCUCUCAGCACAUCCACAGCUCGAGCUCCAGCUCCCUCAGCAUGUACUUCAAAGACCGCGAGGAUGAGGUGGAGCUGCGGGUCAGAAGUAAGGAGAGCCUGGAUAAUGGCAGGGAGGCCUUGCUAUCAUCACCGAGCACUUCUAAUAAACCUGUGAUUCGAUCAUUCGACUGCAUCCUGGUGGCUCAUAUAAUCGAGGAUGAGGGAGAUCAGACCUUCAAGAAGCAGGAGGCCUACAUUAAUCAGCUGAGGGCAAAGAAAAUGAAAGUUACACAAAUCAUUCACGAGAACAAGGUGUUCUACGGUGUCCGUGCGCCCGAGGAGAUCUUCGAGAAGUACAAGUACCUGCUGAAGGUGUCGGAUUCCUGCAACUGGGUCUGCAAGCAGAAGGAUUAUGUCCCAAAUACCACCAGGAUCAGGGUUGUCCAUUUCAUCCUGCACCACACAUUCAUUGGAACUGGAGAGGGUCUGCGGGAUCUUGUGAGGCAAAAUGCUUUUGAAACAUUGUUCUGUCUUCAUGAGACGAAGCAGCAGAGGUAUCUGAAGAAGAAGUGGGCGAACUGGGGAGCCAUAAGACAUCUAAUUUACCAGCCUGUGAAUGAUAUAAGGGAGUAUUUUGGUGAGAAAGUGGCGUUAUAUUUUCUGUGGUUGGGCUGGUACACACGCCUGCUGAUCCCUGCAGCCAUCAUCGGUGUGAUUGUGUUUCUUUAUGGCCUGGCCUUCUUCAACACCAAUCCCCUCAUAAAAGAAGUCUGUGAAUCCAACAUCACAAUGUGCCCAGCAUGUGAUAAGAGAUGUCUAGUAUGGAAUCUGUCUGACACUUGUGUUUACGCCAAGGUGAGCCAUCUGUUUGACAAUGAGGGAACUGUGGCCUUUGCGAUGUUCAUGGCUGUUUGGGCCACGCUGUUCCUGGAGCUGUGGAAGAGGCAUCUAUCUCUACACGUCUCCAGGUGGAACGUUUACGACUGGAAUGAAGAUGAGGAGGAACUGAUCCUGGAGCUGGUAAAUGAGCCACACUGUAAACCCAAACUGUAUGUGCACUCCUACCUGCGCAGCAUCGUGGAGCUCGUGCUGGUCACACUGGUGCUGGUGGUGAUCAUAGGCCUGACGCACGUGCUGGUGAUCUGCCGAGUCGCGUCUGCGAUGCUGCUGUAUGACAGUUCGUGGAAGUUCCUGAGUGAGAACGCCAGCGUGUUCGCAGUGAUGCUGGGGGCAGUGGUGCACUACUUAACCAUACAGAUAAUGACUAGGGUGAACAGAUUUGUGGCCUUCAAACUGUGUUCAAUCGAAAAGACUCGCUCCUUUGCGGCAACAGAGAGGAGCUUUACAGUGAAGAUGUUCACCUUCCAGUUCUUCACUCUCUUUUCCUCGCUUAUCUAUGUGGCGUUCUUUCUGGGCAGGAUUAAUGGCUACCCAGGAAACUAUGUGCGGAUAGCAGGGAACUGGAGACUGGAAGAGUGUCAUCCCAGUGGCUGCCUUACUGAUCUCUUCAUCCAAAUGGCCAUCAUUCUGGUCCUCAAACAAACCAUCAGCAACAUAUUUGAGUUCGCUGGGCCUUGGCUGAAGCUCUGUCUGAAGAGGACAGUGUUCAGAAAGCAGCUCAGGAAGUGUGGGAACUGCUACCGGAAGGCAUGUCGAGAAGGCGGAGCUGACAUUGAGCCAUGUGACAUCUGCAACCUCCGUGAUUGGCUGAAGAACUACCAUCUCAACACUGUCAAUGCCUUCAGCCUGUUUAAUGAGUUCUUAGAAAUGGUGAUUCAGUUCAGUUUCACCACCAUCUUCGUGGCAGCUUUUCCCCUGGCUCCAUUAUUGGCUUUCAUUAACAACAUAUUUGAGAUCCGACUAGAUGCCAUCAAGAUGCUGCGUCUGGAGCGGCGGAUAGUGCCAAAGAAAACCAACGAUAUUGGUGUCUGGACUAAAGUAUUGGAGGCGAUUGGGGUGAUGGCAGUCAUUGCUAACGGGCUAGUGAUCGGCAUUUCAUCGGAAUUUGUUCCUCGUCUGGUUUAUCGGUACCGUUACGGACCCUGUGCCAAUGGAACAGCCACAGAUAUACAGUGUAUGUCGGGAUAUAUUGGCUACACUCUCACCACUGCAUACACGUCCGACCAAAAAGUUAGACAGGACUUCACCUUUGAUCAGAUGCUCAAUAACACGUAUUGCAGUUACAAGGACUACCGCAAUGAGAAUGACCACAGUUUCACCUCGCAGUACUGGCUCAUACUCGCCGCACGGUUUGCCUUCGUUAUCUUGUUUGAGCACGUGGUGGUGAUCUGUAAGUUUAUAGUUGCCUGGUUUGUGCCGGAUAAUCCGUUACAAGUGAAGAACAGCCGACUCAGCGACAAACUGUUCCGACUCAAAGAUGAACUGUGGGAGUUGAGUCAGAAAUAUGAUAAUCGCUCUACGGAUGUUUAACGAUUGAAGGACUAAUUUGACGGCUCUUCUUGAACUGGGUGUCUGAAAGGACUAAAGCUGCACAGAGACUGGAUUUAAACCGUUUAAGCCAUUACUUCCAGCUCCACUGGAGGUCGGAACCUCGUUGCCAUAUAUAUUAUCUUAUGUUUAUAUUGUACAUUGUUUUGUUUUGCAUAUUCAGUCUGGUUUAAAUGGAAAACCUUUUAAGAUAUCUUUAUUUAAACUGUUUAAUACUGCUGGUAUAUAUUUUAAUGCACAUAUACUGUUUGUUGGAUUUUAUAUAUUGGGGAGAAUAAAACACAAAAUGUGACCUGUAAAAAAUGUUUGUAUUUUUUCCAAUAUAUCAAAUCCAGCAAAUAAAUAGGAACUGUGCUUUAAAAAGUGAUAUAAAGUGGGGUUUCACAGGGAGCAGUAAGAGCUUAUGUGGCUGCUUUGUGCACAGCUAUAACUUGUGAAUGUGUUUUAUAUAUGGGAAAUAUUACCACAGCUUCCUGCUAAACCUCAUUCUAAAGCCAUUCUUUAUUACUUCCAAGCAUAUCAGUCCCUUUCUCUUUAAAUAUUUUACCUUACUGGUUGUUUUUGUGCCUUUUAUUUGUAUUAUAUAUGGAAAUAUGUCAGUGUAUUUCUUCACUGUAAGUAAAUGCAGAUGCUUUUGGCUUUUGUCAUUGCCUACACAAAAGAAAAGGAGCUUAAAACUGUUUAAAACGUUAUUUUUAAAUUUACAAUGUAUAGAGAGACUACACACCCAUGUAUAACUUCAAAAUGUUCAGAAAUAAGAAUUUAGACAAGAGGUAAAACAUUUGAUGGAUAUUAAUGGAUCUAAAAAAGGAAGAAUGUAGGGGUGGGCGAUAUGGCUCUAAAAUAAUAUCAUGAUAUUUCAGGGUAUUUUUGCGAUAGUGAUAUACUUGGCGAUAUAGGAAAACUAAAAUAAUUCAUUCAUUUCAGGAAUAUAGUAUAAUAGUAUAACAGAAUAAUCAUAAUGUGGGAAAAUAAAUAAUAUAGCAUAAAAUAAUAUAAUGCAACAAAAAAUAUUGCAGAAUAUUUAGUGCAUGCAUUUAAAAACUGCAAACUAAAACACUGUCACGAUAUAUUGUAUACAAUAUAAUAUUGCCCACCCCUAUUUUUUUUAAUAUUCAGUUUUCGUUUUUCCAACAGCAAAUUAAUCAUCUCAAAGUUCAAAAUCAUGGAUAACAAAAAAUACCUUAAUUACUUUCAAAUUAAAGAAAAAUAUUAAAUGUUACCUCUGUCAUAAAAUCCUUCUUUUAAAUGAUUUUAAAAACAGACUUAAUUUUAUGCAUCUAAAUUAUUUUAUCUAAAAAUUAUCAGUUUUGAAAUUAAAUCAAAUUUAUUUAUCUAACGUAUUUUUUUCACCAGCAAAUUUCACCUUAUCACAAACUUCAAACGUAUGAUUUUCACAUAAAUUGUAUAUUGUGCUUUUUUUUUUUUUUUGACCGUUCAAUUUACUUUAAAUAUAGUGAUUAAGUGCAGAUUUCAAUGCUGUACAAAUAUCAGCUUUAAAAAGUGCAGAUGUGCGCUCCAAGUACUCCAAGGACUUGUGCAGAUUGCCUCCUCAUUGUGACAGUGGAGACCAGACCAUAUAUAAGACUGGAUACCAGUGAAGAAGAUACCAGUGCCCUCCCUGGGUUGUUCCUUCCUCAUGCUGUAUGUGCCUUAGUGCAGGUUUACUUACUUACUUUACCAUGUACUGGUUUUACCUUUUACUCCAGAACUGUCUUAUUCUACUGUAUUGUUCAUCCGAGAGGACAGAUCUGCUUUGUUUAAGUGACAUUAUUAAAUUAUGGUUGUGCAAACAGGUGAA
Messenger RNA from Astyanax mexicanus (Mexican tetra), 4450 nucleotides. RefSeq names its product anoctamin 9b (gene ano9b). Gene Ontology annotation, molecular function: chloride channel activity. Lineage: Eukaryota; Metazoa; Chordata; Actinopteri; Characiformes; Acestrorhamphidae. Gene Ontology annotation, cellular component: plasma membrane. The record is from RefSeq and is a predicted model, not a curated record. Gene Ontology annotation, biological process: chloride transmembrane transport. The coding region runs from base 262 to 2631 and encodes 789 amino acids. The transcript is spliced from 24 exons.